GCCAAAAUAUCUAAAAAGAAUUUAACCUAAUCAAAAUAUUAGUGUUUCUUGUAAAUGUAAAUUGUUUUAAACUUAUAUAUGUGUACAAAAGAAAAGCUAUUAAAAGAGAAUGGCCGAUUCAAUAGCUGCUCAGCGUGCGAAGCGACAAAAAACAGACCGACACGGUAGAUUCUCGGCGUUUGAGAAGCUAAAACAAUUAAAAGGGAAAGGUGUAAAGCAUAAGUACGAUGUGGAUGUGCUUGAGAAUGUGUACGACACUGUUGACGAGAAAGAAUACACAGAAAGAGUUCUACAGCGACAAGAAGACGAUUGGAUAGAAGAUGAUGGUACUGGCUAUGUUGAAGAUGGAAGGGAGAUAUUUGAUGAUGAUGAUGAUGCUUAUGAAGCAAGAAAUAGUAAAGAUACAGGCAGAGGACAGAAAAGGAAGGCCAAAGUUGCAGCACAGACCUCGGGAAAAGGGAAUAUACGAAACUUAAUUGGUAACAUGCCUAGUAAGAAAAAAGAGGAUGUAAAGAUUUCAGAAGAUAAUAUUUUAUCUGAUAUUAUAUCUGAUUUAGAUGCUAAUACUCCAUCAAAUGUAGUUAAGUCUACACUGCCUAUAACUAAAACUAACAUCGUGGAAACAAGUAAGAGAGAUGCACAAAACUACUUCAAAAGUCUUUCUGCUAACGUCAAGAAACCUUCUGUACUGAAAACAUUCAAGGAAGAAAAGGAGACUGAAAGUAUUGAGCCAGACACAUCUGCAGUACAGUGUGAAAAAAAUAUGAUAAAUCAUGUGGUAAAUGAACCUGCAAAUAAGAAAAUCAAGAAACCAGAAUGGAACAUUGAAAAAGAAAUCAAGCAAGAACUUAAUGAAACGCUUACUCCUAAUAUAGAAGAAUUUGAAACACAAGAUAUUGACUUUGAUGAUGACUUCAGCAAUGAUGCAAAAACGCCCCAAGUGAAAAACGAACCUGUCAGCACCGGAACUAGCACCGAAAAUCCUACAACAGACAUCACUGAUGAAUUUUUCAAUGACGAAUUUGAAAUAUUCCCUUUACCAAAGAAAGAAACUACGAAAGAACUGAAACCAUUGACUAGUACAUGGCCAGAACAAGGAGGUGACAACCAAACUGUGUCUUCAGUUCAAAGUGAUGGUCAAUUACCACUGCAAACCAAUGAAACAGGGGAGAAAGUGCUUAGAUUUUACUGGCUUGAUGCAUGGGAAGAUCGGUUCGUAAAACCAGGCGUUAUAUACCUAUUUGGAAAAGUUUAUGUUGACCCAUCAAAUAAGAAGGCUGGAUGUGUAUCAUGCUGCCUUGUUGUGAAGAAUGUUAAUAGGCAGAUAUUCCUGUUGCCAAGAGAAUAUAAACUUGACCCAAUAACCCUUGAGCCAACAGAACAAGAGGUGACGAUGAUGGAUAUGUAUGAAGAGUUCAAUAGUUCUGUGGCAAGUGAACUCAGUCUCAAAGAAUUUAAAUCACGAAAGGUCACCAAGAACUACUGUUUCAAUUUGCCAGAUAUACCAGCUCAAUCUGAUUAUUUAGAAGUUAGAUACUCGGCAACUCUCCCUCCGCCUCCUACCAACAAAAAAUAUUUGACAUUCUCACAUAUAUUCGGAACGAACACAUCUUCACUAGAAAUAUUCCUACUAGAGAGGAAAAUCAAAGGGCCCUGUUGGCUUGAGAUCAAGAACCCGGAAAGCGUCCAAGCCAAAGUGUCUUGGUGUAAAUUGGAAGCCUCGUGUGAGAAGAUGGAACACGUUAAUGUUGUCCGGACGGAUGGUAACUUAGAACCACCACCAAUAGUCACAGCUGCUAUAAACAUGCGCACGACUAUGGAUCCGAAAACGCGAAAAACAAAGAUUGUGAUGUUGAGUUGCUUGACUCACAGCAGUUUCCCGAUACACAAGUCGCCUCCGAAUCCACCGUUUCAACAGCAUUUUAGCAUAAUAACAAAAUGUAACGAAAUAUGGCCAUUGGAUCUAAAACAGGCUCUACCGCAAUAUAAAGCGACGAAAUUAACCAAAUGCGAUACAGAGAGAGAACUCCUCAAUUAUUUCAUGGUGCAGUUUUGGAAACUUGACCCGGACUUGGUCGUCGGUCACGACCUGCAAGGUUUCCAACAGGACCUGCUCAUAGGGAACGUACUGGACCUCAACAUACCGAACUGGUCGCGGCUGGGCCGUCUGAAGAGAUCUGUCGCUCCGCAGAGGAAAUUCGCAGCGAAAGACGCGUUCUUGGGCCGUUUAGUUUGCGACGUAAAGAUAUCCGCAAUGGAACUUAUCAGGGCCCGGAGUUUCGAUCUCGAGACGCUUUGCACUAAUGUAUUGAAAAUGAAAGAGGGCGAGCGUAUCGAUGUGGCACUCGAGGAUUUACCGAAGUACUAUGAAAACAGUAGGGAUUUAUUCCAGCUCGUGUCGCUCAGUAUGCAGGACGCGUCGUACGUGCUGAGGAUAAUGUGCGAGCUCAACGCUAUACCUCUCGCUCUUCAGAUCACGCAGAUAGCGGGCAACGUCAUGUCUCGAACCCUACUCGGCGGCAGAUCUGAACGCAACGAGUUCUUAUUGCUCCACGCCUUCACUGAGAAAAAUUAUAUAGUACCUGAUAAGAUUUAUGGCAAGAAGACAACUGCUGAAGACGGAAUUCAAGAAGACCAAGAAGACGGUGCAAACGCUCCCAAGAAACAAGGAAAGAAAAAGGCGGCCUAUUCCGGAGGUCUGGUACUAGAUCCAAAAAAAGGCUUCUACGAUAAACUAAUCCUACUCAUGGACUUCAAUUCUUUAUAUCCUAGUAUCAUUCAAGAGUAUAACAUUUGCUUUACGACGAUUAAAAGAAAAAACGGGAUCAUGUCCGAUGAAGAUGUGUCUAACCUUAUAUUGCCAGCACCGAAAACCGACUUGGGUGUUUUGCCCACGCAAAUACGAAAAUUGGUUGAAAGCAGAAGGGAAGUCAAGAAGUUAAUGAAGUCACCGGAUUUGGCGAGCGAUCAAUACAUACAGUACAACAUCCGACAAACUGCCCUCAAGCUAACGGCCAACUCUAUGUACGGAUGUCUCGGGUUUUCGCACUCUAGGUUUUAUGCGAAGCCGCUGGCGGCGCUCGUCACAAUGAAAGGAAGAGAAAUUCUGAUGGACACGAAAGAAAUUGUCCAAAAAAUGAACUAUGACGUCGUCUACGGCGACACGGACAGUAUAAUGAUCAACACUAAUUGUCUAGAUUACGACGCGGUUUUCAAAAUAGGAGUGGAUCUAAAAAAAGAAAUAAACAAAAAAUACAGACAAAUUGAACUCGACAUAGACGGCGUGUUCAGAUACCUCCUUCUGUUAAAGAAAAAGAAAUAUGCGGCAGUUUUAAUCAGCAGGAAUAAAAAUGGCGAAUUCGUUUUCACUCAAGAACACAAAGGUUUAGACAUCGUCCGUCGAGACUGGUCACAACUGGCCGCCGAAGCCGGGAAAUUUAUUCUUAGUCAAAUCCUUUCCGAACAGACUCCCGAUGAUCGGUUGGAAAGCAUACAAAAUCAUCUAAAUAAAUUAAAAGACGAUCUGAUCGGUAACAAAAUGCCCCUCUCGGUUUUAACUAUAACAAAGCAACUCACUAAAAACCCCAAUGAAUACGCUGAUAAACAUACGCAACCACACGUCCAAGUCGCAUUGCGGCUUAACAGUAAAAACAGUAGGAGAUUCAAAAAAGGCGACAUUGUGCCUUACAUUAUAUGUGAAGAUGGAACCGCUAACUCAGCCACGCAAAGGGCUUACCACAUAGAAGAAUUAAAGAAUUCCGAACAUCUCAAAGUCGAUUUUAAGUAUUAUCUAGCACAUCAGCUACAUCCUGUAAUAUCAAGAAUAUGCGAACCAAUAGAAGGCAUGGAUCCAGCCCGCGUUGCAGACUGCCUCGGCCUAGAUCCCUCCGGAUACAAACAAGCUGUUAAAAGAGAAACUAACGACUCGGAAACGUAUGAGGUCGAGAACGAACAAGAAAAGUACCGACAAUGCAAAGAGUUUGUCUUCGAAUGCGUCGAUGAAAACUGUAAAACUUUGAACAGAGUACGAGAAUCGAUCUAUAAACUGGACAAAGAGAACAUUUCGUUUUUAGAUCGCUGUCAGAAUGAAAAGUGUAAUGUGAAGCCGUUAGAUUAUUUAUCUAGCGUGCAAAAUCAGUUGAGCCUGCAAAUUCGACAGUACCACGCACAGUACUAUGCGGGCUGGUUAUCGUGCGAAGACCCGGCGUGUGGACACCGUACCGCGAGAUUGCCUCAGACGUUCGCAGGAGGCUACCCCCUUUGUAGACAAUGUGAGAAAGGGGUCAUGUUUCGAGAAUAUACAGAAAAAGAUUUAUAUUUACAGAUAAACUUUUUCUUGUUUCUGUUCGAUCUCAGCAAAAGCAAUAAAUUAAAAGUACCAGUACCUCCAACGAUUGUCUCAGCAUUCGAAACGCUAAAGGAAAUGGUUGAAGAUUGUUUAGGGCAUUCCGCCUACUCAAUUAUAAAUUUAUCAAAACUAUUCAGAUUUUUUACUUUGGACACCAAAGCCAACAAGAUGAAGGCGGAACCGACUGAUUUAGAUAUUCUCCCAGAAACUGAACAAAUAGACGCUCUUCUGGAGAUGGGUGUUUUCUAAUGUUUUCAACUAUUCAGUGUAUCAUAUAUAUAUUUUCAAAUAUACGAUUAAUAAUAAGAACUGAUAUAAAAUA
Bombyx mandarina (wild silkworm) is the source of this 4670-nucleotide messenger RNA. It is a transcript of the gene DNApol-alpha180, whose product is annotated as DNA polymerase alpha catalytic subunit. Gene Ontology annotation, cellular component: alpha DNA polymerase:primase complex. Gene Ontology annotation, biological process: mitotic DNA replication initiation; lagging strand elongation; leading strand elongation. Gene Ontology annotation, molecular function: DNA replication origin binding; single-stranded DNA binding; DNA-directed DNA polymerase activity. NCBI's taxonomy places the organism in Eukaryota, Metazoa, Arthropoda, Insecta, Lepidoptera, Bombycidae. The record is from RefSeq and is a predicted model, not a curated record.